UUCCCAGUUGAGUUAAAAACUAGAGCCAAGGCCGCUCAGACCAAGCUCCAGCGGCCCCCAGAACUCCACCACAAGCCUCUCAUCAGACAAAAGUACUACUACGUACUACGUAGUACGACUGGCGACCCUGAAUGCCCACUGCCGUGUACGCGGUACGGACUACUCGAGGACCCCGUCUGUGCCGUCCAAGGGGCCCGUCAACCCCAUCAAACCUCCUCGUGCUCGCUCUGCCGGUACUCCUGAUGCUGCUCCAGCCACAAGGGCCCAAACAUGACCCCAAAACUCCAAGCACCCCAGGACGCAAAGGCCGCCCUCCAAGGCCCAAGCAAGGCCCUUCGGCCCCAUUCAAGCGCGCCCGUGGCCGCCGAUUGGGGGAGCCAGUGUCACCAACCGGGCGGCCGCAAGCGCAUCCCCGUGCAACCCGCAAUCGUCCAAGAGCACAACUAGACAGAGCCGUAGACUCCAACAGGACAAUGGCUCUCCCCAAGUCCCGAACAGCAGUUCGCCAAGUGGGCUCGGCCGGAUCCAGGUAAGUAAGGUAAGCAAACAAGUACGUGGGAUGCUGUUUAGCCUUGAUGGCUCG
Molecule: messenger RNA, 583 nt
Organism: Ilyonectria robusta
Lineage: Eukaryota; Fungi; Ascomycota; Sordariomycetes; Hypocreales; Nectriaceae
Exons: 1
Coding region: 132-533 (133 amino acids)
Source: RefSeq, a predicted model, not a curated record